Acanthochromis polyacanthus (spiny chromis) is the source of this 11140-nucleotide messenger RNA. RefSeq lists its product as uncharacterized. The coding region runs from base 631 to 5619 and encodes 1662 amino acids. Gene Ontology annotation, cellular component: adherens junction; plasma membrane; catenin complex. Gene Ontology annotation, molecular function: calcium ion binding; cadherin binding. The transcript has 14 exons. NCBI's taxonomy places the organism in Eukaryota, Metazoa, Chordata, Actinopteri, Pomacentridae. The record is from RefSeq and is a predicted model, not a curated record. Gene Ontology annotation, biological process: multicellular organism development; adherens junction organization; homophilic cell-cell adhesion.
GUGAUUAUGAGUGAUGAUGGACAUAAUACCAGUAUUAAUCACUUCCGAGGGGGAGACUGUGUGAUGAGGAGGAACUCAAGAGAGGACAAAGACAAGAAACCGUGGACAUUAGCGGCAGGAAAAACGUGGCGAGAGGUUUUCAGGAGUCACGUUAUUAUUGAAAGGGGUGAGAGAGAGGAGAGAGAGAGAGAGAGAGAGGAGAGAGAGGAGAGGGAAAGGAGACGGCGCGAUAACAGCGUUUGUCCUUCUUGGAGUCAGUUUGGUGACCGGCUGACGGGCAAGGCGAGCGACGGACGAAGAAACUUGAGACAAUCGCACCGAGAUCCGACAUCCAGAGGGUGUUCAACCCUCCGUGGGAAACUGAAUGAGACGGUUCGCGAGAGGAGCGGGGAAAAAGCAGCAGAGAGAGGCUUGGUGAGAUAGAGGAAGAUAUUAGGCAGCGUGAAAAAAAGAAGAGAGAAGCCGUGACUGACACCUGCCCUCCAGCUCAGUGUGAAGGGCACAGAAUGGGAAAGUGAGAGGAGGGGCAUGAAGAGAGGGAAAACAGAAGAGAGAAUGAAGACAACCGGAAAACAAGAUCUGCCUCACAGCAAACCUUCCUCAAAUUAGGACAUCUCACCACAAGACAAGAUGAUUACAAGAAAUCUGCUUCUAUUGGUUUCCCUUUGCCUGUGGGAGGGGCUUGUCAGAGGUGCCUCGGCCAGUAAGAUCGUACGGAGGAGGGGAGUGGGCGGAUCGCACACGGUGAAGCUAGGGGAGAGCCGAACCGUCGACCAGUGGGAUGCGAGUGUGGAUUCGAAUGCGAUGCCUGUGGUGACUCUUAGAAACCUGAUUAGUCAUGAGCAGGCGAGUGACUCUGGAUCUUUUUCUUACUCCAAGAUAUUACAGAGUCAUCCUGCUUCAUCAGUAGCUAACAAGGAGAGACAAGCUUACAAGCCCAAACGAGAGGUCGACUCUGUCAGUAAAAAAGAAGUUACUCAGCACACGUUAGCCACUAACAAGGAGUUAAACCAGGAUGUGAGGAAAGUUAAAAACAGCACCAAGAAUGCUGAGAUGUCCAAAACAGGGAGGUCAGAGAAAACAUUUGCAAUCCAUCACAAGCCAGAUCUACACUCCAACAAAACCAGGUUUAAGUCAGGCUCCAGAUCCAGGAGCAGACCUGAUUCGGGUGUCCACACUACAGGUGUACCAGGAAAAGGUUUCAGCGUGGAUUCAAACCGUAAGCUGAACCUCACUGGCAGCUAUGGCGUGCUGAAGCUGCUGUCGAAGGAGAAUCUAGUCAGGAUUGUCAAUUCCCAAAUGCAGAGUGUUCCCAGCCUGAGCUUUCCAAGCAAGGGCAGCCGGAGCAGGAAGAGAGAUUUGAUUGACGUUAAUCACGGACAGUUAGAGGCUCAGAAAGUGCCGAGACAAGAUACGGCUGUCACUCAGUCUCACACUGGAUUUGAUAAUCAGACUGCAUUUCCUUAUGUGAGCCCAGUCACCACUCCAGAUCUUAAUCGGGACCACGGCGCCGACACUCGUAUUAAUCCGCUAAGUGAAGUCAAGCCAGCUUUAAGUAAAGGGCAGGACAACUUGGGAACACAGGGCUCAGAUAGUGACGAUAACAAGAGCAAACACCUCGUCCGUUUACUGUCAACGCCUCACAGCGAGGUCAGUCUUAGCCCCGAGAAGGAAGUAAUGAUCAGCCGAACAGAACCACCAUUUACAUUGACAAAACAUCUCCCUGCGUAUGUUCCCUCUGAAACAAAUGAAUCUCCUCCGUCUGUGCUGACAAUGCAACCCCUGGGAGUGAGACUGGGGAACAGAGCAGCAGAUUCCCAUAGAGACCCAUUAACAGAGUCAGCUCACACUGCUCAAACAGAACUCAGCACAGCUCAGUACCCUGCAGAUGAAGACAACAAACUCGUCAACAGCAGUCAUGUCCUGAGGCUCCACCCUGCUCCCGAAUGGAACCACGGUACAAAAGACGCUGAGAUGCAAGCUGUCGAUCCAGAAAAUGAAAAGGGCCUCGUGUUUGAGGAAGCGGAGUCGGAGGUGGAGGAAGGGGAACGCAUGGAGGGGAAGGGGCCAAGAUCUCGUAGCAGGAGGAGCUGGAUCUGGAACCAGUUCUUUGUGAUCGAAGAAUACGCCGGGCCUGAACCUGUGCUCAUCGGACGGCUCCACACUGACAUGGACAGGAAUGAUGGACGCACUAAGUAUGUCCUGCGAGGCGAGGGGGCGGGCUCGGUCUUCGUGAUAGACGAGAAAACAGGUAACAUCCACGUCACAAAGCCACUGGACCGUGAGGAGAAGGACGAGUACCGUCUCAUCGCCACGGCCACCGACAGGCAGACCGACCGUGCCCUGGAGCCCUCGUCACAGUUCAUAAUUCGGGUGCAGGACAUCAACGAUAACCCGCCUGUCUUUGAUGAAGGCCCCUACAGCGCCACGGUGCCCGAGAUGGCAAAUAUAGGCACGUCUAUAAUCCAGGUGACAGCAACAGAUGCUGAUGACCCGACAUAUGGGAACAGCGCCAAGCUAGUGUACACACUGGUACAGGGCCAGCAGUACUUCUCUGUGGAUCCCCAGACAGGUAUUCUACGUACAGCUGUGCCUGACAUGGACAGAGAAACCCAGGACCAGUACCUGGUGGUGCUGCAGGCCAAAGACAUGGGGGGCCACCUGGGAGGACUAUCUGGGACCACCACCGUCACUGUCAGGCUCACCGAUGUCAAUGACAACCCUCCUCGCUUCACUCAGAGUAUGUGGUCCUUCUCCGUCUCCGAGCUGGCCAUCCCGGGCGCCGAAAUCGGGCGAAUCUCCGCGACUGACGCCGACUUGGGCGAGAACGCCAAGCUGGACUAUACCAUCCUGGAGGGCGAGACGGGGGACACGUUCAACAUCACCGGAGUGAACCAAGAGGCCGUCAUCACACUCAACAAGGCGGUAGACUACGAGAGCCGGAGCUCCUACUCCUUCUCUGUGGAAGUCCUUAACCCCAUAGUGGACCCUCGCUUCCUGCGUCGAGGCCCCUUUAAAGACAGGGCUUCGAUCCGAGUGGCAGUCCUGGAUGCCGAUGAGCCUCCGAGGUUCUCCCGGGCCCGAUACCACAUGGACGUUUCUGAGAACUGCCCGCCGGCCUGCACUGUUGGCCGUGUCAGCGCUGUGGACCCUGACACCGGUUUAACCAAUAAUAUCAGGUUCUCCAUUGAUCCUCAGUCGGACCCAGAGGCUCUGUUUCGUAUCACCCCAGACACCGGCCUCAUCACCACGGCCAUGGAGCUGGACCGGGAACGUGAGCACUGGCACAACAUUACAGUCAUCGCCACCCAGAGAGAUAAUCCCAGCCAGGUGUCCAGAGUUCUGGUUGCAAUUGAGACCUUAGAUCUGAAUGACAAUGCACCUGAGCUGGACAGACAGUACACCACUGCCAUGUGUGACUCAUCCUCCAUCGGGCAGGUGGUGCAGGUGUUGCGGGCGAUUGAUAGAGAUGAGGGAGGGAAUGACAGCACCGUGUAUUUCAGCAUCCCUCCAGAGUCCAGUGCUGCCCUCAACUUCAGCGUCAGGGACAGUGGUGGCCCCACAGCCAGCCUGGUGCUGCUGUCCCAGCUCCAGCCGCUGUCCCGAUCCCCGUCCUCCACCCUGACACUCCACGUGCCGCUGGUCCUCAGGGACGGGACGUCGGGCCUCACCAGCACCGGGACGGUCACCGUGUCCGUCUGUCCCUGCCUGAGAGGAGGGGCAAGGGCCGGGGAGAAAGAGAAGGACAAACAGACGGAGGGCGAGUGGGACUGGGAAAGAGAGGCGGUGUGUCUCCCUCAGCAGUCCACACUGCCUUCACCUGGACUCAGUACCGCCGCCCUGCUGGCUAUCCUGGCUUGUGUCGCUACACUACUGGCGGUGAGUGCCCUGUCAUUGUCGCUGCGCCGUCAGAAGCGUGACUCUCUGUCGCCACUGGAAGAGGACGACGUGCGCGAGAACAUCAUAACAUAUGACGACGAGGGCGGAGGCGAGGCCGACACAGCCGCCUUUGACAUCGCUGCCCUGCAGAGCGCUCCACACAGCUCCCGCUCACGUGGUUACCGCACUCUGGACAGCAGGAAUGUUCGCUACACCCAUCGUGGUCAAGAAAAAGCUCGCACCUACAGCUGGGCUCAGAAUCAGGGUGUGGAUCACAACUACUCAGGACCAGGAGGACCCCUUUAUGGUCGUCUCUGCUACAGCAGCCACACCUUACCAGUUCUCCGACGCACUCCAGGAGGAACAUUCGAGCCGGGCUUGGCAGAGCUGGCGUACCGCUUCCCUGGAGGUCAGCCAGACCACUCCUUGGUCAUCCAGAACCAGGGGGCCAUGGUCGGGCCCAUGGAGUCUGGGGCGGUGUACAUAGCCCCCACAGACCUGAGCACGGGGAGCCGAACGGGGAGUCGCACAGGAAGUCGCGAUGGGACUGCACCCCAAAGUGGGGUGAGCACGUCGGACGGAGGGACACCGAGAACCACUGACAGCCAGGAGAGAGGAGGAGGGACGGGAACUGCGAGCAACUGUACAGAGGGCAGCAGUGAGGACAAAGUCAACCACAGUCAAGAUGUGGACUGGUCCCGAACUGAAACCGCUCGUGCUCGCCUACGUUCCCUCCAGGUGCAGUCGGAGACGUUACCCAGGGAGCAUAACCUUGUCAUGACCCGAUCCGGCUCCAUGAUCGGCCAAGGUCACGGCGUCGGAGGCUGGGUGUGCGACUCGGCUACCCUCCCCUUGGCGGGACGCAGGGCCUCCCGAUCCGGUUUGUCCCCCAGACGCACAGGCUCCAGUGUGGCUGAAUCUGACUCCAGCGGAGGAGGAGGAGGAGGAGGAGGGAGUGGAGGUGGAAAUGGAAAUGGCGGAACCUCCACAGAUGGACAACAGCAACCUGCAAGUGGACGCAACUAUGCCACAGUCCUGCAGGGCGAGGUGUCUGGACAGAGGGACUAUCCCGGCACUCUAGGGAGAGGAGGACUGGAGAUGGGGAGCAACUUUGUGGUGGCGAGGCCAGACAGGGAGAACGGAGGAAUAUCACUGGCCGGGACUCCGUCGGUGUACCCGGAAGCAGCUGGCUUUAUUGGGGACUGGCGCGAUCGAGUGGGUCUGGGAGGGUAUGUUUUGGGCAGGAGGGAUAUGACCCCGCAGAUUUUAUCCUUCCCAGGGCAGCCUCGGGGAGCGUACGGCGGAGUGAUGGGCUUCGGGGCCAACUGGGUUCCAGGAAUGGAGGCGGCAAGAGGGACACCCGGGACAGGGGGUCCCUCCUUGGCAUUGAGGGUGGGUGAGUUCCUUCGUCUACGUCUUGCCCAGGUCACGUUUGACCCCUCGCAGCCGCCGUACGACUCUGUGCAGGUGUACGGCCUGGAGGGGACAGGAUCCAGGGCCGGAUCCCUGAGCUCGCUAGAGAGCGAAGGGGAGAAGGAUACAGAGAAGGAAGAUUGGGGAGCAGGGCUGGAAGAGUGGGGUCCCCAGUUCCACAAAUUAGCCCAACUCUUCAAAGACAGGGAGAAAGAGAGGGAAGAUAAGGAAAAAGUUGAGGAGGGUGCCAAAAAGGAGAAGGAAACGGCAGAGGAGCCCGAGAAGAAAGAGAAAAAAGAGGGAGGAGAUCAGGCUGGAGAAGACUGAGAGAGGAUGAAAAUGACACAAAUAGGGGUAAAGGGGUAAGAGAGGAAGGGAGGGAAUAGGAGGAUGAUGAAAAGGCAACUAGAGCUAGAAUAAUGUGAAGAGAAGUUAAAGGGGAGAAAGAUGAAGAGGCAAAGUAAUAAAAAGAGACAGAGAAAAAUGAGCCUAGGGAGGAUGGAGAAUGCGAGGGCAGGGGAGGGAGUGAUUGAUGUAAUUUAAAGCAAUAAGUGUUGAAACGCUGAUAUGGUUGAGCACAGAUACUGAGACAAUGCAGAGGCUGCUUCUGCUCGGGGCAGCAACAAUUUGUUAAACGCUUUGGACAAAGAAAAACAACCCAAACAUCCAAGACUCGAUUUAAUUCAGCGCUCACGUAUGGAAUAAGAAACAGCAGGAAACAAGGAGGAAGACGUCUCUCGUUCUUGUGUGUUGACCUGAUCUUCACGUCAGCGUGUAUGUUCGUAUGUGAGGGGAUGUGUGAGCACAAAAAGGCAUAAAUGAACUUGUAUGUGUGAGUGUGUGUGUCUGUGUGUAUGUAUGUGUGUUUGCAUAUUUAACAGAGACUGAACAAAAGAGUCAGAGAGAAAUCACAAUUCCCAGAGACAACUUAAAGACAACAUUAAUGCUAUGCGCCGCAUAAGCUGCGGCAUUAGUUUUUUGGGACAAGUGUGCAAGAACAAACAUUUAACAUGGAAGUUCAGGAAGUAGGAUAACACACGGGGGAAUAAAACUGAUGUUUGACUAUAAAGAGAAUAGGAUGACGAGGAUGUAUAGAGAGAGAAUCGGUCUUGGAAGUGAGACGAUUGUACAGAAACUGUUUUUAUUCCAUCUGCAGUGGCAGAAAAGUGAAUUAUUCAGCUUGCUACUCCAUUCCAAAUGAAAAUGAUGAAUCAUUUAAAUCCUGCAAAAGAUUCUCCCUCCUCUCAGCCCACAAGGAAAACAGACAUUGUGAAAAAUUUAAAUGAUUUAGGGAUGUGAUCCCCCCCCACCCCUCCUCACCCCCUCCCCUCAUCGCUCUCGUCCCCCCCAGCUUUUUGUAGUCGAGUGUUGGUAUGUUUACAAAGACCCACUCUCACACACUCACACACACACACACACACACACACACACAAACACGCAAAAGAACUGAUUAGUACCACAAGGCUUUGAUUGUACUACAGUAAAUUAUAAAAGCCAAACCAUCCACAAAUAUUCCAUUUACUAUACGGAGCAAUGAUGACUCUAUUAUCGGUCGCUUAAAUGUUUUUAUGGAAGAGUUCAGCUAUUUUUUAUUCCCAACCCUCCUCUUUUCCUAAUAGUCUCACUUGACACACCUUAAGGACAAAGUAUGCAUGACAUAUGAGAACAACAAAGUGGCAAUCAGUCCCCACUCUGAACAUUCAUAGUGCCCAAAUGAAAAUUUUCCACACAUCUGUAAUGAAAUUGUAGGGGAACAACGCCACAGAGACACCCGCAGCAGGCUUUUUGUUCUUGUUAAAGGUCAGGAUGCAAAUGAGCUGGAGUUUUCAGCUGGAAUGCACUUUUAUACUGUGUGAUGUUCAAUAAUAGAUAAUGAAUAAUGUCAAAGACUACAGUUGUUUUAUAAGAUGUCAAUUAAAGGAAAAGAUACAAAUGUCUGACUGUAUGUAAAAGCAUUUCAAAUGUAAAUACCACUGAAUAUUAUUGCUAAGAAGAGAGUAUAUAAAAUGAAAAACGAGUACAAAAAAACAAAGCAAAAAAAAAAAACAGAACUUAGAUGUCCAAAUGGAGCACUGUCGGGACUAUCUGUAUGUACUGUAGAUUAGAAAUGGAUUUACUGAGCUGGACUUUAACAGCCUCCUGGACUGAAAACAACACCAUGUAUUCAACAUCUGUGUUUGGGUUUGUUGUGUGGUAGCUCUUCGUCUGAGAUGGACAAGCCAAGGAUUCAAUUAUACAUGUGGCCUCUGGCAGAAGUUUGUUGUGCAAAAUUUUAGUUGCAGGAAGCCUGUGAGCUCGCCUGUCCUCGUGAACAGCCAAUUUGAUGAAAAUCAAAUGGAGUGAGGAGAAAUUCCCCUAUAAGGCGUACAAAGCAAACAAUAUAUAUAUAUAUUUUUUCCUGAAAAUCUGGAUUAUUAUUCUGCAAAAGUAGAACAAAAAUGGAAUUUGUAAUGAGUUUUGUAUUGCCUGAGAGACAUGGAGGUUUUACAGAUGGUUACUUCUCUUUAGAAAUGUAAUAAAGUCUACAUCAAGGAAAAGUGACUUCUUUCAUCUUUCGUGCAUUUCAGGCAAUACAGCUCAAAUACCAAAUAAUACUGCUUUUUUUCUUGGCCUUAGCAAAUACUCUUAUUUUGCAGAAUAGUAAUUGAACCUUCAAAUUUAUUGAAUUUUCCUGAAAACCUAAUUUCUUUGAGUCCAGAGAGGAUUUUUUUGCCACAUAUCUUAGCUUGAAUGUGGAUGUCUUUGGUGCGCCAUCGCAGAAAUGUCACUGUUCUGUUCUCACUGGUCCACUGUAACGUUUCCUCACAAGUCGAGUCAAGCUGCCAGCUUCGUUAGUGUCCACCAGUUUGGUCCGCCAUAAUCUUGUCGUCAUGGUCUUUCCACUGUCAACACCUAAUCAAUCAGGAAGUCGGGCUGCUUUCACUCAAUAAAAUGAAACCCAUUGACACCUCUGUACUCUGUACCUGAGCCACAGACUUGCCCACACAGUGCCACUGUGCAAACUGGACGGUAUCAGGACCAAUGUACAAAAACUGCACAAUACUUGGAGAGGAGUGGAGGCGGUGCAGAACCUCAGGGAGGACUGAGUUAUGAUCAGUUUGGGCUAAUUAACAAUAUCUCAACUCUCUACAUUUGAACAAACCUUUUUUUCAGUUAUGUAACGUUGAUUAAAAAUUCUGAAGGCUGUUAGACACUUAAGGGAUGAUUCUGGUUUAUUACAAAGUGGAGCUUCUUUGAAUCAUUUCUGCCGCACUUCCUAUCAGUAGUUAUAACACUAUAGGCAGCAAGUUAAUUGUUGAGAUCUGAAAGUAAAUGAAAUUGCUAAAAAGAAUUCUAAUGGGGCAACAAACACAAACUUACUUGGAAAAAUGUAAAUUCAGCUGUUGCGCGAUGUAAUGUUCUCAUUGAUGUUUAAACAUUUGUUAAUUAAUCAUAAUAAAAAGCAUCUCCAGUGAUGAUCACAUGGAAUGUGUCGGUCAGAUCUUCCUCGUCUGAGUGAGUGACGGAGCAGAACCCAGGUUUCCCGAGAGAAUUUGAAGCAAACUUUUGAAAUGUUACGAAAAAUUAAUCAAAACAAAGCAAAAGAAAGUGCAUUAGGCCUGUUUUCAUUGAUCACUUUGUAAUGAAAAUAAAUAAAAAAUAGGCUGUUUAGUGUCAUCAGAAGGUGCCAGUAUAGGCUAUAUUAUGCAUGGCUGCAAUAAGCAGAGCAGAAGAAACCAGAAACAAAACCAAUGACAUCCCCAAUGCUCAUCCUACCACACUAUGUAAUACCCGAGAAAAAAAAUGUACAUUUCGUCUCAAUACAUAAUAUAUCAAAUGCCCCAAAUACCAGGAUGUCCAGGUAUAUUCUCUCUCAUUUUGCUGUAUGCAAGCUAAGCAUGCUUCUCUGGCCUUUCUGACCCACAAUCCUCUGUGCAGCAUGAGAUAUAUCGCAUACAUCAAGCAAUAAACUUGAGACGUCGAAAGUGCACAAGCAGCUUCUUUCACAUUGCAGACUGUGACAGAUCUAGAAGCAAGAUGGUCAAAGGUAAAGGCACGAUUUAAAGAUGUAAUGGUGUAUUCCAACUGCAUCAUACUAUGAGCGAUAUUACAUACUUUGUAAAGGCACCUGUAGUACAUACUGAGAGGGAAAUGAAAAUAAUGCAAUUUGGAAAUCUUGUAGAAGAAGAAACAAAAUAAAGGUUGCCAUUUUUCUUUCGUGUCAGUUGGUAUUGUCCAUGUUUCAUGCUCUCCAGCAAAUAAGACAAUGGAAAAAAAGCAGAAACUAUCAUUCAUGUGAAUUGAAUGUUCACCAGAAGUAUUUCAAAAAGGUGUUUUGAUCACCCAUUUUGCGUAAAAACUCUUUUUCAAACAAACAUCUUAAGUCAGCGUAAAAUUUUCUUGUGAAAUUGGGGACGUUUUUUUGAAACUUGCCAUUUCCUUGCAAAUUUCUGAUGUAAUACUUUCAACGUGAUUAUGGAAACGUAGCUAGUCUGAGUGAACCCUAUGAAGAGGAUCAGACUUUGUCUCCUUCAUAGUCCAGCUAUGUGCUUCCACCAGUGUUCAUUAACUCAUAUUCGUUAGCUGGCUAGCUGCGCUGUUGAUGUUUUGCCAGUUGCUAAACAGUUUCAUGUGCAAUACCACCUCCGCUGGGUUGGGGGAUGCCUGACCCUGAUUUGCAUGUAGCUCGGGGGCCAAAACAGAUUGUAAUCAGAUGUUAGUGUAAAUGAGAGAAGCUUAAAUGAAAAGGUGCAAAUGAGGCUGUAGGGGGUGUUCCCAUUUGGUUUUACAUGCCUUUUGAUCUUGCCCUAUUUGACUUUGUUGCAGCAAUGUUUCCGAGUUCCCAGCAAUUAGUCUGGUGUGUACAAUGAACUAACAGAAAUGAUGUCAAAAACUACAAUUACAAGACUCAAGUUGGGACAAACCAGGAUUUUCCUUCAAAAAAAUGAAAAUGACAGCUUAAAAUUACUUCAAUUUCACUGGUACAAAUUAAAUGACCGCUGAAGAAUGAGCAUUGUUGACAGCACAAAUGUGUUGCUUCACCAAUACACUAUCUGUGCAUUGUUUUCCUUUACAUUUAUGUAUAAUGUGCCAACUUGACUCAACACACGCACACACGCAUUAUACCAAUCCCCACUUUUAUUACAGUAUUGACGAUUCUUUGGCAGCCAUUGCAAAAGCAAUUAGCAUGGUAUACCAACAAGUGACCUUUCUCGCCGUUCUAAUUAUAUGGUUUAUUCCACAGUCUUGAUUGGCUCCAGGUGUCUCAUCUUUGCUGAUUCAAAGCUCGGCAUUGGCUGAUUGGUCAAAAUCAAAGUGAUAAUUCUCCUGAUUUGUCUUAUUUCAGAGUUCUGGAGUGCUGUGCCGACUAAACCACUUGACAGAGCUGAUUAUCCCACCUCCUGAGCCCAGCAAAUUGGUUCAAUCAAAAGCGUGAUUUGUUGAAUCAGUUGUUUUAAAUAGAAUAAAAGCCUGCAGUCUCUGCAGCCCUCCACAGAUCUUUCUCAGUCUUUUAGCUAGCUUCGAUGCACCAACAGAUGAAAGUGGUCGACCAAUUGCGAAGUCCUCUGCAGAAAAUAGCUGCAUACUGAGCACAGUGAAGCCCCACUCAAAUGACAAGAGCAGCUCCCUAACUAUCCAGACAUAUAGUGACUGCAUAUGUUGCUUAAAGGCUAAAAGUGACCUCUGCUCCUCUUCUUGACCCUCAACAGGUAGACCCCCUAUUGGUUCUGCACCUCCUCCCCUCGGUGACUUCAUUGCUCCUGCACGAUGUUGAUACAAUUUCACAAUUGCGUGCUGAACAAAGUGUAUUUAUUUCUGUUGUACUUUUUCUUUUUGUAAAUUUGAAUAAAAAAGGAACUAUUUCAAA